ACAAGCUGUGUUGUAGUACAAGUUGACGUUGCAUACUGUCUUAGAUUUUUAAGUCCAGUCCCCUCCGUCGACAAAACCAAGGGCGGGCCGCCGUUAGGAAGUGGGAAAGAGGAUUUUGGUAGAACCCUAAUAAAAAUAGUAAGGUCCUAAGUAACAGUGGACAUGGAUAUGCAAAGCGAGUUCGAUCGCCUCCUCUUCUUCGAGCACGCUCGUAAGACUGCUGAAACUACCUACGCUCAGAAUCCCCUCGAUGCUGAUAACUUGACGAGAUGGGGAGGUGCAUUAUUGGAAUUAUCACAGUUCCAGCCCGUUCCUGAAUCUAAACAGAUGAUUUCUGAGGCAACCUCAAAGUUGGAGGAGGCAUUGGAGGUUAAUCCUGAAAAACAUGAAACUCUUUGGUGUUUGGGGAAUGCACAUACAUCUCAUGCAUUUUUAACUCCUGAUAUGGACGAGGCUAAGGUUUACUUUGACAAAGCAACUCAGUGCUUUCAGCAGGCAGUUGAUGCGGAUCCAGGAAAUGACAUUUACCGCAAGUCUUUGGAAGUUACCUCUAAGGCUCCAGAGUUGCACAUGGAAAUCCACAAACAGGGUUCCAUGCCACAAGCUAUGGGACCAGAGCCUUCAACAUCGACAAGCACAAAGAGUUCCAAAAAGAAGAAGAGCAGUGAUCUCAAGUAUGACAUUUUUGGAUGGGUAAUACUUGCAGUUGGUAUUGUUGCAUGGGUGGGAUUUGCAAAAUCUAAUAUGCCGCCACCGCCUCCUCCACAAUGAAGCUAGAAUACAGCUUUACUGGCCAAGAUACAUGUCAGUUUUUCAUUUAGUUACUGAAAUUAAGACUUUUGCUAGUGUAAUAGAUUAAAUAAGAAACAUUUUUUUUUCUCUUGAUAUAUUUCAUGGAGUUCGGCUUUGACCUA
Molecule: messenger RNA, 914 nt
Organism: Nicotiana tabacum (common tobacco)
Lineage: Eukaryota; Viridiplantae; Streptophyta; Magnoliopsida; Solanales; Solanaceae
Product: mitochondrial import receptor subunit TOM20
Biological process (GO): protein insertion into mitochondrial outer membrane
Cellular component (GO): mitochondrial outer membrane translocase complex
Molecular function (GO): protein binding
Source: RefSeq, a predicted model, not a curated record